CCGAGCAAGCCCUGUCGCCGGAGAAGCACUUCUCGACCGACGAUUUCUCGCUUUUGCUAAGAGAGACUACUCUGUCCGACUGACAUUGGCCGGAGAAAAUGCAAGCCCUAACUAUUUCUUACCGCCCUUUUCCGUCCGGCACCACCCUGUCUCCGCCGGCCACCGCCGUCGUCGCCAGAACAAGCACUGCUUUUCUUGCACGCCUUCGGCCGAUCAAAUGCGUGUGUAGUGCACCGGCCUUAGCGGAUGACAGUGCCGUGAAGUUUAUGGAAGCGUCUAGAAACGGAAACAUAGUUCCUCUUCACCGGCGUAUGUUCUCAGACCACUUGACUCCGGUUCUGGCUUAUCGGUGUUUGGUUAAAGAAGACGAUCGGGAGGCUCCAAGCUUUCUUUUUGAAUCUGUCGAACCAGGUCUUCGAGCUUCCAGCGUGGGGCGUUAUAGCGUGGUUGGAGCUCACCCUGCAAUGGAAAUUGUGGCGAAAGAAAACAAAGUCACGAUAAUGGACCAUGAAGAAGGGCGUUUAACGGAGGAGGUUGUUGAAGAUCCAAUGUCGAUUCCGAGACGGAUCUCUGACACUUGGAAACCUCAGUUGAUUGAAGAACUACCUGAUGCAUUUUGUGGUGGGUGGGUUGGUUAUUUUUCAUAUGACACGGUUCGUUAUGUGGAGAAGAAAAAGCUAUCAUUCCUUGGGGCACCAAAUGAUGAUAGAAACCUUGCUGACAUUCAUCUAGGUCUCUAUGAUGAUGUAAUUGUGAUUGAUCAUGUAGAGAAGAAAUCUCAUGUGAUUCAUUGGGUACGGCUUGAUCGAUAUUCCUCUGCUGAGGAGGCUUAUGUUGAUGGAAUGAGACGAUUGGACAUAUUGAUGUCGAAAGUACACAAUAUUGAGCCGCCAAGGCUAUCUCCAGGUUUUGUGGACUUGCAUACUCAGCAAUUUGGCCCUCCUUUAAAGAACUCAAACAUGAGAAGUGAAGACUAUAAGAAAGCAGUACUUACAGCUAAGGAACAUAUAUUGGCAGGGGAUAUUUUCCAGAUUGUAUUAAGCCAACGUUUUGAACGCCGAACAUUUGCUGACCCUUUUGAAAUCUACAGGGCAUUGAGAGUUGUGAAUCCGAGUCCAUAUAUGGCCUACUUGCAGGCUAGAGGAUGUAUUUUGGUUGCUUCAAGCCCAGAAAUUCUAACUCGUGUGAAGAAGGAGAAGAUUGUGAAUCGACCAUUGGCUGGGACAACUAGAAGAGGGAAGACGCCUAGUGAAGAUUUGAUGUUGGAAAGAUGGUUGCUAAGUGAUGAAAAGCAAUGUGCUGAACAUGUUAUGCUGGUUGAUUUGGGAAGAAAUGAUGUUGGAAAGGUUUCAAAAUUUGGUUCAGUGAAGGUGGAUAAGCUUAUGAAUGUUGAGCGGUAUUCCCAUGUGAUGCACAUCAGCUCCACGGUUACAGGGAAAUUGCUUGAUCACCUCACUUCUUGGGAUGCUCUUCGUGCAGCAUUGCCUGUAGGAACAGUCAGUGGAGCACCAAAGGUGAAGGCCAUGGAGUUGAUUGAUCAGCUGGAAGUGGCAAGGCGUGGACCUUACAGCGGAGGAUUUGGAGGUGUUUCCUUCUCUGGUGAUAUGGAUGUUGCUCUAGCACUUAGGACCAUUGUAUUCCCUACUGGAACCCGUUAUGACACCAUGUACUCCUACAAAGAUGCCAACCAGCGGCGUGAAUGGGUUGCUCACCUUCAAGCUGGUGCUGGUGUUGUGGCUGACAGUGAUCCUGACGAUGAGCAAAGAGAAUGUGAAAACAAAGCUGCUGGUCUUGCUCGUGCUAUUGACUUGGCUGAAUCAGCGUUUGUUAACAAAUGAUGCACAAUUUUAUCGAUGGAGGAGAGUCCGAAUGCUAUGAUGAAGCAUGUCAGGUGGGAGAUUCGAGCAAGUGGGAGCUUGCAAUGAAGGACGAGAUGAAAUCUCUAACCUCCAACAAAACGUGGGAAUGAGCUCAAUUGCCCAGAGGUAAGAAGGCUCUUCACAACAAGUGGGUGUAUAGGAUCAAAGAGGAGCAUGAUGGCUCUAGGAGGUACAAGACCCGGUUGGUAGUUAACGGCUUCGAGCAAAAGGAAGGAAUCGACUACACCGACAUCUUUGCACCAGUUGUGAAGUUAACAACCAUCAAAUCAGUCUUGAGCAUUGUUGCCUCGAAGGGCCUACAUCUCGAGCAGUUAGAUGUGAAGACAACAUUUCUUCACGGUGAUCUAGAUGAGAAAAUUUACAUGCACUAGCCAAAAGGAUUCUCAGUGAAAGGUAAAGAGAAUCUUGUUUGCAGGUUGAAGAAGAGCUUGUACUGUCUCAAACAAGCUCCCAGGCAAUGGUACCAGAAAUUUGACGGAUUUAUGCACAAGAAUGAUUUUCAAAAGUGCAACGCCGACCACUAUUGCUAUUUCAAGAGGUAUCAACUUAGUUACAUCAUUUUGUUAUUAUAUGUCGAUGACAUACUAAUCGUAGGACCAAAUAUAGAAGAGAUCAGAAAAUUGAAGCAGCAAUUGUCAAAGGAGUUUGACUUGAAAGACUUGGGUUCAGUGAAGCAGAUUCUUGGAAUGCGGAUCUCCAGAGAUAAGCAACAGGGAAUGUUGCGGUUAUCUCAGGUAGAGUAUAUUAGCCGUGUUUUACAAAGAUUCAACACGAGCUGCGCCAAAGUGGUAAAUACACCAUUGGCCGGACACUUUCGCCUCUCCAAGGAUCAAAAUCCCUAGAUAGAUGAAGAGAAGGAUUUCAUGGCUAAGGUACCUUAUGCCUCAGCCAUUGGAAGUCUCAUGUACGCCAUGAUUUGUACCAGACCAGACAUUGGUCAAGCAGUGGGAGCUGUCAGCAAGUUCAUGUCAAAUCCAGAGAAGACUCAUUGGAAAGUAGUGAAGUGGAUCUUAAGGUACCUAAGUGGUACUAUUGAUAAGUGCUUAUGUUUCGGCAAAGGAGACUUGAAAAUUAAAGGAUAUGUGGAUGCCAAUUUUGCUGGUGAAGUUGAUCACCGCAUAAGCACCACUGGGUAUGUGUUCACUGUUGGCAUAACGGCUGUUAGUUGGAUGUUACAGAUACAAAAGAUUGUUGCCCUAUCGACUACAAAAGUUGAGUACGUAGCAGUGAUAGAAGCCAACAAAGAGAUGAUUUGGCUUCAAGGUUUGUUGACAGAGCUCGGAAUAACGCAGGAGAGGAAUGUUUUGCACAGCAACAGUCAGAGUGCGAUACAUCUGGCAAAGAACUCUGUCUUUCAUUUUAGAACCUAACACAUUGGACUUUGUUAUCACUUUGUCAGAUCUCUAUUAGAGGACGGAGUGCUGGUAUUUGAAAAAAUUCAAGGUAGUAGUAAUCUAGCAGACAUGUUGACGAAGGUGGUGACUACAGAGAAGUUGAAGUUGUGUUCAACUUCAGUUAGUCUUCAUGCUUGAAGACAAAUAUGAGCACAUCAUUUACCUAUACAUUAGUUGAGAUGUGCCUUCGUCUCAAGUGGGAGAUUGUUGAGUUGUAGAAGGUGGAGUCGUUGGUAGCCACCAACCCAACCGCUUUUGUUGAAUUUGGAGACUGGCGGCCGCCAACUCAGCCCACCUUCAUUGAAAUUAAGCCACUUACCUUUGAAUUGUAUCCCUCAUCCAUGGCUAUAUAAAUGAGAUGUGUGUGUGUGUGUGUGUGUGUAAUAUGUGUCGAAGUGUGUGUGCAGAAUAGAGCUGCGUGGAAGAGUGUGUGAGGAAUAGAGUAUUGAGAGAGAGAGAGAGUUGAGUUGAGCAGUUGCUCCUUCUCCUUGUAAAUUUUCUCUCAAUUAUAGUGAGAUUGGUCUGCUCCUUGGACGUAGCUCAGAUUGGACCGAACCACUUGUUUGUUUAUAUUUUGCUUGUGUGUGAUUGUUGUUCCUAGAUCUCCCAACACGGGCCCCAUUCCAGUUUCCGUUGGAAAGCUUCAGUAUCAGGGAAGAUUGUUUUUCAAUCAAAAAAAAUUUUCAUGGAAAAUCCCAUCCAUCUUUGGCAAUCUUUUGCAAUUUUUCAAUCUUUAUUUGUACAUAAAAUAAUUUUACAAGGAACCAUUCCAUUAGGCCCCAAGGAACCGCACAAAAGUGCAGAAUUCAUACCUCCUAGAAUAACCUCACAGGUAGCUUACUGGAUCAAAUACUUGGACUUCUAACAGUCUUGAUUGCUCUGAACAUGUCUCACAGCCCCCUGACUGGUUCCUUCCCUCCAGACUUUGUAGCUUGAAAAAGCUUGGAACAUUAGUUGUUUCUGAGAACAAAUUGUCUGAUGAAAUUCCCACAGAACUUGGCAUUCCUUCAUAUUGAAGGCAAUUUUAUUUGGGACUGGCAAUCCUUCACAUGGAGGAAAAUUUCAUCCAAGCAAAUAUUCCUUUUAUCUUUGAGUGCUUUGAGAGCUAUUUCAAGACAUGCCUUUCACAAUUCGAAGUAAACUGGAAAAUAUUCCAUUUUUCAGUAGAUUUGAGUCUGUCUUUCAACCACCUUGAGGGUGAGGUUUCAAUAGAAGGGGCUUUUAGGAAUGCGAGUGUGGUUUCAAUCGAAGGAAAUAAUAAGCUUUUUGGGGGAUUUCUGAAUUACAGUUGCCCCCAUGUUUCAAUUAGAAUUGGUAUGGAAAUACCCCCUCACUUAAGGGUCGUUAAUUAUUAUCAUAAACUCAUUAGCGUCUUGCUUCCUUCUACUUUAGUCAUGGUUCUUAUUAUUAUUUAUUGGAGAAGAUACUGUGGAAAGAAGCAUAAAUUUGAAUCUCCAUUUAGUUAUAUGUUCUUAUGGGUUUCUUACAAUGAGCUUCUGAAGGCUUCUGAUGGAUAUGCUUUGUCCAACUUGACUGGUGUGGGGAGUUUUGUAUGUGUAUGAAGGAAUUCUUCAUCAACCUGAAUGACCUGUGGCAAUAAUGGUAUUGAACCUUCAAAAGAAUGGUGGUGCUUCAAAAAGUUUCACAGUUGAAUGCAAGACUGACACUGCAUUUGGGAGCAUGGAUUUUGAACUUUGAGUUUGGAUUUAUGUGGAUUUGGACAAGAUUCAAUGCAAUUUUGCAUAUUACAUUUUGUUCAAAUUCAAUGCCUUUCCCAAACACAGUAGAAUCUCCUCAAGAUUGUAAUUUUGCGUUCUAGUGUGGAUGACAAAGGUGGUGAUUAUAAAGCUCUAGUUUCUGACUUUUCAUGCCUAAUGGGAGCCCAGAAAACUGGCUACAUGUAAACACAACAUGAAUCAGAACAUCGAAUCUCAUACAAAGAUUAGAUAUUCCGCUUCAAGGGAUCUAUUGGUUACAUUGCACCAG
Molecule: messenger RNA, 5260 nt
Organism: Malania oleifera
Lineage: Eukaryota; Viridiplantae; Streptophyta; Magnoliopsida; Santalales; Ximeniaceae
Product: anthranilate synthase alpha subunit 1, chloroplastic-like
Exons: 12
Coding region: 99-1838 (579 amino acids)
Biological process (GO): L-tryptophan biosynthetic process
Molecular function (GO): anthranilate synthase activity
Source: RefSeq, a predicted model, not a curated record